AUGACUAUUGUUUAUUUAAAAAGAAAUGAAACAUUUUCGGCAUCACAUAGACUUAAUUCAAAUAAAUUAAGUGAGGAAGAAAAUAAAAAAAUAUACUCAAAAUGUAACAAUUUUCAUGGUCAUGGUCAUAAUUAUGAGGUAACUGUUACACUUAAAGGAUCUGUUAAUGAAACCACUGGAAUGGUAUAUAAUUUAGCUGAUUUAAAAAAUGAAAUGAAAAUUGUUAUAGAUAUAUUAGAUCAUAAAAAUAUUGACAAGGACAUUGACUAUUUUAAAGAUAUCGUCUCAACAACAGAAAAUUUAACCAUCUUCUUUUGGAAUGAGAUGAAAAAAAUUAUGAAAAAUGGUGAUUUAUUAUAUGAGAUUGAAAUCAAAGAAACUAACAAAAAUAUUUUUUGUUAUCGUGGAGAAUAA
Strongyloides ratti is the source of this 414-nucleotide messenger RNA. RefSeq names its product 6-pyruvoyl tetrahydrobiopterin synthase. Gene Ontology annotation, cellular component: mitochondrion. Gene Ontology annotation, molecular function: 6-pyruvoyltetrahydropterin synthase activity. The transcript has a single exon. Lineage: Eukaryota; Metazoa; Nematoda; Chromadorea; Rhabditida; Strongyloididae. The record is from RefSeq and is a predicted model, not a curated record. Bases 1 to 414 code for a protein of 137 amino acids. Gene Ontology annotation, biological process: tetrahydrobiopterin biosynthetic process.